UCGUCUAAUUUGCACAGAUAGGUUAGCAGACUUGCUGAUGACCCGUACGUACCGGAAUGGCUCACUCAAACACAGUUCAAACUCUUGGAUUUUUGCUGCUCGCUGCUAUUCUCCUGCAGACUGUAGCAGUGGCAGUAACGUUCAUGUACUUCAGCAGCGCGUUGGCUACGAUGAAGGAAACUUUUUCUAAAAGCAGUAUAUCCUGCUUGAGAAGAAGCAGUUUGAACUUCCUCAAGGGUUCCGAAGCUGACAGCAAAGAGGAUGAUGAUGACCCCUGCUGGCAGGUCACAGAACAGCUGCAUCUCCUUAUCGAAAAGACAAUGUCCACUCGCUACCGAAAGGAGUUGUCCUCUUUUGUUUCAGAUGAAGUUUCUCGUGUCCUCCCAUCCAUAAUGGUUGAAAGCCAGCACAUUAAACGGCCUGAGCUGGCAGCUCACCUCACUGGAAAUGUUAGGAACAAACAAGAAAAAUUUGAAAAUUCAUUAUCCAGAGGGGUGGUAGGUCAGAAGAUUCUGAACUGGGAGUCCAAGCGAGGGCUGGCAUUUUUACACAAUCUGCACUUUAAGGAUGGUGAGCUAAUCAUUCCUAGAACCGGACUUUAUUACAUAUAUUCCCAAACAUAUUUCCGGCAUUCAGUACCCAUUACAGAAUCUGGUGAGGUGGAAAAUCUUAUGGAAAAUAAGCAGAUGCUCCAGUACAUUUAUAAAGUAACUUCCUACCCUGAGCCCAUUCUCCUGAUGAAAAAUGCCAGAACAACAUGUUGGUCAAAGAAUUCCGAGUAUGGCCUGUAUUCCAUCUAUCAAGCUGGUGCUUUCCAGUUAAAAGCAGAUGAUCGGGUGUUCGUAUCUGUCAGCAAUAUUACUAUUGUUGACAUGGAUGAAGAAUCAAGUUUUUUUGGAGCCUUUAUGGUGAGCUAGAGGGCAGUUUUCAAUGUUGUCCAAAAUGUUUCUGAAAGUAUCUUCUCCAUUAAAAUAGCAUCCUGUUGAAGCUGCUAUAGAGAAGAAAAGAAGGACACAACCCUUGGGAUUGUGGAUUUCACAAGCACUUAGUGACCUCUGCGUCCUGCUCUGCACUUUUCUGACUGAAGUUCUGAUGGGGAAAUUGUUGAGAGAGAAAAAAGUGCUGAUAAAAACAGGUCAAAUCACUUUGAAACGAUCCUUUUCAAUGCAGUCUUCAAUUUUUAGAAUCAGAUACGGUUUAGAGGUGCUGCUAACAGCUACGAGCACAGAUUUCCAUAUGGAAAAACAAAACAACAAACAUGAAAAGCAAUUCAAGCACAAACACUUUUGAUACCUCUGCCCAGAAAGUAUCAUAUAACAUCAUGCCAAAUUUCUGUCUUGAUUGGUACAUGUCUUAGCAAAUGGACCCUCUGAACAACUAGCAUGUACUGUUCAAGGAGAAUUCCUGCCUUAAAAUGGGCAUGCAAAAUGAAUGUGAUAAAGAUCUUCAUUAUAGUUUUAUGUGUUUCGUGAGAAAAUGUGGACCCUUUUUUUUCUCUGCGAGAAAUGAAAUAAGAUAAUUGAGAACAUUAAAAGACUGUCUUUUGUUCAGUCACUCAUAACAAAAAUAGCACCCUUUGUCAGAUGUUUUUAAAUAUUCCACCCAUUGAGGCGUUUAGGAGGUACAGUACUAGCAAUAGAAGAAUUUACUACAUUGGAGCAAAAAUCACAGCUAAAGAAUGUAUUGCAACAAUGACUUCAAGAGGACAAACUAGCAAAGUGUUUCCUUUACAUAUAUACUGUGUAUAUAUUUAUAUAAAAAAGCUAAUUGUAAUACACUACAGUUAUACAUUUUGCAUAUGAUUUGUAUAGAUUUUUAAUUUCUUUCAUAGAAUUAUUUUUUAAUACAAGCAAACUAUUUGAAACUGUCUGAAAAUUUAAUGUGCACAGAUGUUGGGUGGUUUUGAUUCCUGCUUGUGUAAUAAAUUUGCUUCUCGAAGAUGAUCCAUUUAUUCUGCUGGCAUCUCUAGAGUACCAACUUUAGAAAGCUACUGACUUCAGUUGUGUGUGUGUGUUUGCAUCUGCAAACAUCUCCUGAUGAUGGUGUGCAUGAAUAAAAAUUAAAACCUUACUUUGAACUAAAUGAGGAGUUACCAGACCUGGCUUACUGUCCAGUCAAAACAGAUAAGUACGCAUGUCAUGCCAAAAACUACUAACCACUGAGACCCCAUGCCUAGCAGUCCAGUCUCAUUGAUCCUGUACUGACUAAAUAUUGGCUUUCAGUUUCAAUGCUUGACACAGAACACCAUGAAUCUACUUGAGUGGAAUGAACCAGCCUUUGCUUCUGCACUACAAGUUUGAAGGUAAGAGACUUCAGUACUUCCAAAUUGUAUAUGUAGCAUGGAAAGGAGAUUAUGAAGCACUAACUACAGUGUGUACUUCCAGUAAAUUUGAACAGUUUAUUCAUUUUAAAUAGAAAAACAAGAAAACACUAGCUUGCUCCAUUAAUUCAUAACCUAUAUAAUGUAAUUUUUUUGUCCCCCAUGUAAAAAUGCUUCACAGAUUUCCAAACAAUAAUGUGCUUAACUAUUCUGAAUUAGUACAAAAGUUAGUUGCUUUAGGCUUACCAAAUCAAGACCCCGAAGUAGAUUAAGUAGGUAAGAAACUGAAUGCACUAUUUAUGUUAUUACAAAUGCAGAAACAGCCACUCACAUACCGAGUUUAUUCCGUUUUACUUCCAUUUGUGUGCAUGCAAGAAAUAUUAUGAGUUUCAACUGUGAAUAAUGUGAAAACUUAAGUGCAAUAUGAAAUGUUGUGUUUAAAAUGUACAUUUUUGUAUAUAACAUUAAUCUUCUCUGCACUGUAAAAUAGUACAAAACCAAUAAAUUUUGUUUUAGCAUAA
Erpetoichthys calabaricus (reedfish) is the source of this 2841-nucleotide messenger RNA. It is a transcript of the gene tnfsf10, whose product is annotated as TNF superfamily member 10. The record is from RefSeq and is a predicted model, not a curated record. The transcript is spliced from 5 exons. Gene Ontology annotation, cellular component: membrane. Gene Ontology annotation, molecular function: tumor necrosis factor receptor binding. The coding region runs from base 57 to 917 and encodes 286 amino acids. NCBI's taxonomy places the organism in Eukaryota, Metazoa, Chordata, Cladistia, Polypteriformes, Polypteridae. Gene Ontology annotation, biological process: immune response.